CGCCGAGGAGCGGUCGCGUUGGCCGCUACCCACCCGAGCCGGGCGGGGAGGUCCGCCCGCAACGCGGAGAGGGAUGCGGCCUCUGAGGGGCAGAGGCUGAGGAGCCCCUGCCCGCAGCGCGUCGCUCGCCGCUCGCCGCUUCCCCCGCGGCGCCGGCCCGCGCCUGAUUCCUGGCCGGAGCUGCAGGAGGGAAAACGCCGACUCCACGACAGAUAAUUGUAUCAAGUGAGUCUUCUGUUCAGUGUGCGGAAGUGAGUCUGCCAAACCUCCAGAAGCAGUCAACGUUUCUUUUGAUCCCUGGAUUAUCUUUCAGGAAAGUGAAUAAACUUAAUUGAGAAUGUCUGAAAACCUUGACAAGUCCAAUAUAAACAAAGCAGGAAAAUCAAAUGAUUCUGAGCAAGGCCUUGAAGAUGCUGUGGAAGGUUCUGAUGAAGCUUUUCAGAAGGAAAGAAAGUCGGGCUCUCCUAGCACCCAAAGAGUACAAAGACCUCACUCUAGUCCUCCUCAAUUUGUGACAGUAGAAGAACUUCUAGAGACAGCAAAAGGAGUCACUAAUAUGGCUCUAGCCCAUGAAAUUGUAGUAAAUGGAGACUUCCGGAUUAAACCAGUUGAGUUACUGCAAGACAGCCUCUCAAAUAGAAGUACAGCACCAGAUGGCUUCACGGCUGAAUUCUACGAGAAAUUUAAAGAGGAGCUAAUACACAUCCUUCUUAAAGUACUCAAAAAAACUCUCUUAUCUUUCUUGCUGCCUGGUCACACUAGACUGAGAAACCAAAUAACAGAAGUCUUGGAUCUGGAUCUGAUAAAGCAGGAGGCAGAGAAUGGGGCCCUAGACAUUUCCAAGCUGGCAGAAUUCAUCACUGGCAUGAUGGGGACACUCUGUGCACCUGCUCGAGAUGAGGAAGUUAAGAAACUAAAGGACAUUAAGGAAAUAGUGCCCCUUUUCAGAGCAAUUUUUUCUGUGUUGGACCUAAUGAAAGUGGACAUGGCGAACUUUGCUGUCAGCAGCAUUAGGCCACAUCUCAUGCAGCAGUCAGUUGAAUAUGAAAGGAAGAAGUUUCAAGGACUCUUGGAGAAGCAACCAAAUUCCCUGGACUUCGUCACCCAGUGGCUGGAAGAAGCAGCAGAUGACCUUAUGAAAGAGAAGUAUAAAAAUGCCCUGCCAGCUGGGGGAGAGGCCACGGACUGUGCGGGCAGUCCCCUGCCAAGUCCUGCUGCUGUUCAGAAUCAUGCGUACCUGAAGCUUCUGAAAUGGGACCAUCUCCAGAGACCUUUCCCUGAAACAGUUUUGAUGGACCAGUCCCGCUUCCAAGAAUUUCAGCUCCGGCUGGAGCAGCUGACCAUCCUGGGGGCUGUGUUGCUGGUCACAUUCAGCAUGGCAGCCCCUGGAAUUUCCAGCCAGGCCGACGUCGCUGAGAAACUCAAGAUGAUUGUGGAGAUUCUGCUGACAGAUAUGCAUCUGCCCUCCUUCCAUCUGAAGGAUGCCCUGACUACCAUUGGGGAGAAGGUCUGUGUGGAGGUGAGCAGCUGCCUUUCCCUGCGUGGACUCACACCCUUCACCACAGACAAGGAGAUGGUGCUCAAGGGCCAGAUCCAGGCUGUGGCCAGUCCCAACGAUGCCAUCCGCCGGAUUGUGGGUUCCCGCAUCCUGGUCUUCUUAGAAACCUACCUUGCCUCUGGUCAUCAGAAGCCUUUGCCCACAGUACCUGGGGGAUUGGGUCCAGUUCAAAAUGAGCUGGAGGAAGUUGCUAUUAAAUUCGUUCGCCUGGUCAACUAUAACAAGAUGGUCUUCAGUCCCUACUAUGAUGCAAUCCUCAGUAAGAUCCUUGUCAGAUCCUAACACGUAUGUUCCCUCAGCAGCAGUAUUACCCACUCAACUCAGAAUACCUGUUCCCAACUAUAAUGUUCCUUUGGAUAAUGGCUAUUUAGUACAUUUCUAUUUAACAGCACUGAUUCCAAAAGGAAGAAUAUUGUGUAUCACUGUUGAAAAGACUUAUUGAAAAUGUACUGAAUUCUAUUUUGAGGGUUUGUAUUUAUGAGUGAAAGUUUACAAAUCAAAGCUUUUUGUGAUCUUGUGUUUCAUAGGUAGCACUCAGCUUUUGAAUGGUUGACUGUAUCAUGAUUUUAGCUGCCUGUCUCUCCCAGGAGGCUGGGACCUCUCUUCUGUCAUCUGGGUAGUUUUUCAUUCAGAUACCCAGGAGUAUCUUACAGUCCCCUAAGAGUAAAAGAAAUUAAGCCAUGACUGUGCUGCGAUUCACUGUCACAGCCCCCGACUUCUCUCCCUCCAGCUAUUUUUGUGGAAAGGCUGUAUAUAGUCUUACUGUCUUUUUCCCCCUCUAUUUAUUGCUUUCUUCCUGCCUGGCCUAGCCAGAGCCCCAGAGACCUUUUGUUCUAGAGGAGAGUUACUUGAUUUUAAAAAUAAGCUUAUUCUUUUAAACAAAAUUACUCCUGAGAUUGGAUGAUGGCAGUUAUUACUUAUGGGAUCUAGAGAAAGGAAAUCCAUUGACAUCUAGGCCUUGAAAGUUAAGAGGAAAUACAUAUAUUUUUAAAAAUAUAUAUUAGUGUAAUAUAAAAGAAGAUGAAUUCUGGAAUUUUUACUGAAAAAUUCCACUUUGAUACAAUACCACAGAUGUUUUGGUUGAACUACAAUUCCAGAAUUAGAUUUAAGUGUUUUCAGAUAAAGUAGGGUAAGCCCACUUAUUUUUUGGAUAAGGAAGUCAUAUAAAGUACCUGGUUUUUAAGCAGUGUUUUUUGAGGCACUUUAGUGACCAGAAUUCCUGAUAUAUCCUGUGACUGGAAGGGUAGUUUGGGUCUCGCAGAUGACCUAAAAAAACUUAAAUGCAUGCAUAUGCAUGUGUGUAUUUUAGACAGGGACAUUACAUUAGAAGCAGAGCCAUGAAAUUUUUGGAAUGAUCUUCAACCACCAGCCAGCAGGGGGUGAAAUAAUGCAAGGAAUCCCUUUAUUAAAGCCGAUUUAGGAUGGAGUGGGAAUGGGAUUAGAGACUGCCAGAGGAACAUUCAGCCCACAGACUGUCUAGUGACACCAGGUUUCCAAGGAGUGACCGGUUGUACUGGGGGGGAAUGUGAUUUCUCCAAAUACAUGCUACAAACUGCUCUAAUGGUGUUUUUUACUUGCAGUCAGAAAUGUAUGCUGCGUUAUGUGGUCAGAGUCAUAUUAUUAAAGUUAGGACUCAAGGACAAAUCUUCCCUCAUGUCAUUGGAAGGGAAUAAAAGUUUAGUAAGUAGAACUUUUAAAGAACAAAACCACAUCUCUUGUAAUGUAUUCAGUGAGGCCCCUUCUGGAAUAGUUUCUGGAGGUCAGGUCGCUCUGGCAGCUGUGCUUACUGGUUGUACGUCAUUAGGUUCCUGGACGGGGAGCCAGAGCUCCUAGGGCAGCACUCUCUCGCCUGCCUCAGCCGCAGAGUUCAGGGAUUUUUUCCCUCCAAGGAUGAGGCAACACACAGGGUGGAUUACCACUUCUGGCAGUCAUUCUUUUUGCCUUCUUUGUAAGACUUAACUCUUGAAAGAUUUUUUUUUUUUUCACCUCAUGGGUUCCUAAAUUGACAGUUAAGUUUGGACAGUUUGAAAUCUUGCUGCAUAUAUAACAGGGAGCUUCACAGACUCUUGUGGUCGCCCCUCCCCCUGCCCCGUCACUACCUCAGUGACCGCUCAUGGAGUUCUGCAAGUGGCAAAAGCGAAGAAUGAAGGAGGCAAAGUUCAGAACCGCAAUAUUCAUAUUGAAUCAUUUUGUUGUUGCUCUUUAAAAACAAAUGAGCUGAUUUUCUUCCUGGAAUCUCAGAGGAUUAUCACAAAGGGCCAGGAAAAUUAAUUUAGUUCAUUUAGUCACCCAGGAGCGUUUAUUAAGCAUCUACUUAUAACUACCCCACUACAGCUGUCCCUCCCAGACAAAAUAUACUUUGGCAUAGAAAUUAUCCUGUAGAAUCGAAUUGGUUCUGUGUACUGCAUAUUGAUUGGAUUUGACAGGAUUUCCUGUCUAAUAGGUUUGUGGAAACAAGUUUCUUUUAUGAAAGUGCUAAGUUUAUUUGGCAGAAUUUCAUUACACAUGGAUAGAAUUGAAUACCUUGAAAGGUCAGUAGCAGCAAGUCUGUUAGCUUUGAUAGUUGAAUGAAUGAAUGAAUGAAUGAAUGACAGCAGUAACUGCUACUCUGUCAGCUCUCUGUUGGGUGGAUGCGUGCAUGGAUUCACAACCUAGGCGUUUUUAUAAAAUGUCAUUACUCUUAAAGCAGCUGUAAAAUAUGAUUGUUUAUGUAACCAUAUAACCCAAUUACAAAUAUAAUUUAUUUCAGGCAAGAACCACACUGAUAUGUUUUACUGAUUAAAUGUAGCAAACAGGUAUAUAAGAACUAUUUUCUUUGUGAAGAAAAGUUACCAGUAAGUUUGACAUUAUAAGGCAUGUAAUGUACACAUACUGGCUGACGAUUCUACGUGGAUUCUUCAGCAGUUUUGUUUUUGUGGAGGUGCUUAUUUUAGUUUCCCCAAAGCCUUAAAAUUCCUGGGAAUAGAAAGGUGUUGCUGCCAUGAACUUUCCUGCUGCGUUUCAGCGGGAAUAAGUAUUCACUGUUUAAUUUCCAGUGAUCUUCUGGCAUGGCCUGAUUUAUAU
This is a messenger RNA of Manis javanica (Malayan pangolin), 4621 nucleotides long. Lineage: Eukaryota; Metazoa; Chordata; Mammalia; Pholidota; Manidae. The record is from RefSeq and is a predicted model, not a curated record.